Molecule: messenger RNA, 6344 nt
Organism: Oncorhynchus masou masou (cherry salmon)
Lineage: Eukaryota; Metazoa; Chordata; Actinopteri; Salmoniformes; Salmonidae
Product: polycomb protein suz12-B-like
Exons: 4
Coding region: 1-702 (233 amino acids)
Cellular component (GO): nucleus; RSC-type complex; ESC/E(Z) complex
Molecular function (GO): chromatin DNA binding
Source: RefSeq, a predicted model, not a curated record
AUGCUUCCAGAGGCAGUUUGGAACUCGGUAGUGAGUGUUGCAACCGAGGACAGUCUGUGUGAGUUCCUGGAGGCUGAUGGAGGAGAGGGAGACCAGCAGAGAAUCAUCCCUGGUCACAACCGCCUCUACUUCCGUUCAGACAGCUGUACCCCCAAAACACCCCAGGAGGUAGAUCACGACAGUGAGGAUGAGACGGACCCCUUCUGGCUCCGAGAGAGGACCAUCAUGCAAAUCCAGGAGUUUACAGACGUGAACGAUGGAGAGAAGGAGGUGAUGAAGCUAUGGAACCUUCACGUUAUGAAGUGUGGCUACAUAGCAGAUAACCAGAUGAACGGAGCCUGUCUGGCGUUUGUGGAAGGUUGCGGUGCGUACAUUGCCAGGAAGAACCUCUGUAGGAACUUCCUGUUACACCUGGUCAGCAUGCAUGACUUUAAACUGGUUACCACGACAACCAUCAACCAGGCCAUGACACGCCUCCGACACAUCCAGCAGACCCAGCGGCAGGAAGGAGGAGAGUGUUGGGUGACAGCGCUGGAGUCUCCGUCUGGGCUGCAACCCGACUAUGCCACAUGUAAUGACGACCACGCGGAUGGUAAGAGUAACCACGGUAAUGGCCGCACGAAUGGAAACGGCGAUGGCGAUGAAGCUGGUAGUUCUGUUGCUGUGGAAACGUCCAGGCCGAGCAAGAGGCAUAAGUUGUGAGGUACCCUCCGGCCCUCUCCUGGAGGAGUGAUGAGUAACUAAAAUGAUGCCCGGUGAUUGGCUGAGUGGAGGGUGAAAGAGGGUGUGUUGGUGGUGAUUGGAGGGAAUAAUAAGAGAGACUCAUGAUGACAUCAUUCCAAACAAGCACUGGGUGUUGGGUUUACCGUAUAGAGGUGGUGGGCCAGAAUCAUUUAAGUCAAUUUGGACACACACAUAAAUACACACACACACACACACACACACAGUCCCACUGGUUAUAGCAGGGAAACCUUGGUCUAGUUUUUCCCCAUGUCUGGUUAUUCAGUCUUGCUUUGAUGUCAUGAGACUGAUGUUACAGUGACCAUGAGGUCUGUAAACGCAUCACUUUAGCAAUAACUUAGUCCCAACUGGCACCAUAUUCCUUUAUACUAGUGUGCACUACUUUUUACCAGGCCCUGCUAUAGACUAGGGGAUAUAUUUGUACAUCAAGCUGUCUGCUAUAGAUUCGCAUUCUGUCCAGGGGGUGUAUUUGUACAUCAAGCUGUCUGCUAUAGACAAGGGGGUGUACUUGUACAUCAAGCUGUCUGCUAUUGACAAGGAGGUGUACUUGUACAUCAAGCUGUCUGCUAUAGACUAGCAUUCUGUCCAGGAGGUGUACUUGUACAUCAAGCUGUCUGCUAUAGACUAGCAUUCUGUCCAGGUGUACUUGUACAUCAAGCUGUCUGCUAUAGACUAGCAUUCUGUCCAGGUGUACUUGUACAUCAUGCUGUCUGCUAUAGACUAGCAUUCUGUCCAGGAGGUGUACUUGUACAUCAUGCUGUCUGCUAUAGACUAGCAUUCUGUCCAGGAGUGGUACUUGUACAUCAAGCUGUCUGCUAUAGACUAGCAUUCUGUCCAGGAGUGGUACUUGUACAUCAAGCUGUCUGCUAUAGACUAGCAUUCUGUCCAGGUGUACUUGUACAUCAAGCUGUCUGCUAUAGACUAGCAUUCUGUCCAGGAGGUGUACACAUCAUGCUGUCUGCUAUAGACUAGCAUUCUGUCCAGGAGGUGUACUUGUACAUCAUGCCGUCUGCUAUAGACUAGCAUUCUGUCCAGGUGUACUUGUACAUCAAGCUGUCUGCUAUAGACUAGCAUUCUGUCCAGGUGUACUUGUACAUCAAGCUGUCUGCUAUAGACUAGCAUUCUGUCCAGGAGGUGUACUUGUACAUCAAGCUGUCUGCUAUAGACUAGCAUUCUGUCCAGGAGGUGUACUUGUACAUCAAGCUGUCUGCUAUAGACAAGCAUUCUGUCCAGGAGGUGUACUUGUACAUCAAGCUGUCUGCUAUAGACUAGCAUUCUGUCCAGGAGGUGUACUUGUACAUCAUGCUGUCUGCUAUAGACUAGCAUUCUGUCCAGGAGGUGUACUUGUACAUCAAGCUGCCUCACUACAGAAGCAGGAGUUGGGCUCCUGCCCUCUGGGCUGUUCUGGCUGUUACAAGGCUUUAGUACUUUAGGCCGAGGCCCAUAGGGUCCUAUAUAGAUCAGUGGUUCCCAAACUGUUUCACUCAGAUCCCUCUUCCAGCAUUGGGGAACAUCCAUUUCUAUGGGCACAAGUUCAUGACACAAACGGUUCACACCCCUAAAAUGUUGCAGAUUUUAAAGCUUAUUUCCUAUACAUUUUGCCAUGUCUAAUGUGUUUUCUUGUGAUAUUUGAGUGACAAAAAAAAAUGAAUGUCUAUGGGCUAAAAAAAAAAACAACGUUAGCUGACAUUUCUGACCGGUUAUAAAUAUCUCUCUAAGAAAUGUAAUGACUGACAUGACAAAGAGGAACUGAUGAUGCAAUAACCAGUUUCUACACGUCGCCUUGUGUGUUCUACUAUUACAGCUAUGAGUCAGUUGAAAGCUGGACUGAGUUCCCCCUAGGGGGCCGCGCCCCACAGUUUGGGAACCGCUGAUAUAUGGAAUAGGAUACCAUCAGUGCAGUGUCCAUCCUCACUGGUUCAUCAGUGCAGUGUCCGUCCUCACUGGUUCAUCAGUGCAGUGUCCGUCCUCACUGGUUCAUCAGUGCAGUGUCCUUCCUCACUGGUUCAUCAGUGCAGUGUCCGUCCUCACUGGUUCAUCAGUGCAGUGUCCGUCCUCACUGGUUCAUCAGUGCAGUGUCCCUCCUCACUGGUUCAUCGGCGCAGUGUCCGUCCUCACUGGUUCAUCGGUGCAGUGUCCGUCCUCACUGGUUCAUCGGUGCAGUGUCCGUCCUCACUGGUUCAUCGGUGCAGUGUCCGUCCUCACUGGUUCAUCGGUGCAGUGUCCGUCCUCACUGGUUCAUCAGUGCAGUGUCCGUCCUCACUGGUUCAUCAGUGCAGUGUCCGUCCUCACUGGUUCAUCAGUGCAGUGUCCCUCCUCACUGGUUCAUCAGUGCAGUGUCCGUCCUCACUGGUUCAUCAGUGCAGUGUCCGUCCUCACUGGUUCAUCGGUGCAGUGUCCAUCCUCACUGGUUCAUCAGUGCAGUGUCCGUCCUCACUGGUUCAUCGGUGCAGUGUCCGUCCUCACUGGUUCAUCGGCGCAGUGUCCGUCCUCACUGGUUCAUCGGCGCAGUGUCCGUCCUCACUGGUUCAUCAGUGCAGUGUCCCUCCUCACUGGUUCAUCAGUGCAGUGUCCGUCCUCACUGGUUCAUCAGUGCAGUGUCCGUCCUCACUGGUUCAUCGGCGCAGUGUCCGUCCUCACUGGUUCAUCAGCGCAGUGUCCGUCCUCACUGGUUCAUCAGUGCAGUGUCCGUCCUCACUGGUUCAUCGGCGCAGUGUCCCUCCUCACUGGUUCAUCAGUGCAGUGUCCGUCCUCACUGGUUCAUCGGUGCAGUGUCCGUCCUCACUGGUUCAUCAGUGCAGUGUCCCUCCUCACUGGUUCAUCAGUGCAGUGUCCGUCCUCACUGGUUCAUCAGUGCAGUGUCCGUCCUCACUGGUUCAUCGGUGCAGUGUCCGUCCUCACUGGUUCAUCAGUGCAGUGUCCCUCCUCACGUGUCCAACCUACUUUAGCCCCCGUCUUGUCUCAGGUGCCUGUUUGAGACAGACUUGGGUGUCUGUGCACUAGACAAGAAAUAGGGUGUCAUUCGGGAUAUUUGCUUUGGGACAAACUCGUUUAUAUAUAUAAUUAUUUAUAUAUAUAUUUAUAUAUAUAUAGUAUAGAGACGAACCGAAAAGACUUGGGUCGUCUUCACUUUAAUUUUUUUUUUUUUACCUUUAUUUAACCAGGCAAGUCAGUUAAGAACAAAUUCUUAUUUUCAAUGAUGGCCUAGGAACAGUGGGUUAACUGCCUGUUCAGGGGCAGCACGACAGAUUUGUACCUUGUCAGCUCGGGGGUUUGAACUUGCAACCUUCCGGCUACUAGUCCAACGCUCUAACCACUAGGCUACACUAGGCUACCCUGCCGCCCACUUGGGACGGACUACCUGAACAAUAUAAACGUUUGUUUUCGUUUUCUUGUGCUAAACGUUUUUGCUACAGUGUGCACUAAUGAAUACAACCCUGAUGACGGCCAGACUCUGCUGUAUUGUUGUUGUUUUUUUACAAGGGGAAUGGUUGGUUGUAUGAUGAUGCAUUCUGAAUUUGAACAUUUGAUUGUGUUUAUUACUAUGGGGGCCAUUUUGAGGCUGAACUUGAGGGACGUUACGCUGGUCUGAAGUCCAGCUCUUGGAAACAGUGUUGUUGGACUAGAAGGUGUCUGGCUCAGGGUAGAAACGUCACAUCCUAAACUAAAUGUGUAUUGCUGUCAGACCUCUGUUUAAAUGCUAUUUGGAGUCUUUAAUGUUUGCUCUAGCCUGCCUGGAGUGCUAGAUGGGAGGGGAGUUGCAGUUUUGGGACUAGUCUUUAUGUCCAUUUAAGCCAGGCAAAGCUCAAUCAAGCACAGAUCGAGUAUUUGAACUCAGGUCUGGCUAGCACUCAAGUCAGUCACAGGAUCCAAUGGUGCUACUAGACAGAUGAUUCAGGCCCUCAGCGAGCACAGAUCAGUCAUCUGUAACCUUUUUGAGGUCAUUAGGUCAAGGUUCAGUUACACUGUAUGACCACAUUCAUCAUCAAGCUGAAACCGUGCAGCACCCACAUCCACUCACUGCUUUUGGGCAGCGUCCCGAAUGGCUCCCUAUAUGGUAUACUACUUUUGACCAGGGUCCACAGGGCAGUGCACUACUUAUAGGGAAUAGGGUGCCAUUUGGGACGUACUCUUACUUAUGUUGGAGUAAUUUGGCACGGUCAGUGUCGACGUCUUCAGAAAGGUGACCUGCUGGACAUCAACUGUAGUAAGUAUUACAGUGGAGAGUUAAAUGUUGUUGUUGAGUUUCCUGGCCAAAGGGAGUUGGAUCUGCUGCAGAUUUUCUACUGUGUUCCUCACCUGUGAAACUGUCCCAAUUAGCAUCUUAAUUCCUAUAUAUAUAGAUAUAGAGAUAUAGAUAGUGUACCAUAGGGCCCUGGUCAAAAGUAGCAUGGACCACAGGAGGUUGGUGGCAGCUUUAAUUGGGGAGGACGGGCCCUGGUCAAAAGUAGCAUGGACCACUGGAGGUUGGUGGCAGCUUUAAUUGGGGAGGACGGGCCCCGGUCAAAAGUAGCAUGGACCACAGGAGGUUGGUGGCAGCUUUAAUUGGGGAGGACGGGCCCUGGUCAAAAGUAGCAUGGACCACAGGAGGUUGGUGGCAGCUUUAAUUGGGGAGGACGGGCCCUGGUCAAAAGUAGCAUGGACCACUGGAGGUUGGUGGCAGCUUUAAUUGGGGAGGACGGGCCCUGGUCAAAAGUAGCAUGGACCACAGGAGGUUGGUGGCAGCUUUAAUUGGGGAGGACGGGCCCUGGUCAAAAGUAGCAUGGACCACUGGAGGUUGGUGGCAGCUUUAAUUGGGGAGGACGGGCCCUGGUCAAAAGUAGCAUGGACCACUGGAGGUUGGUGGCAGCUUUAAUUGGGGAGGACGGGCCCUGGUCAAAAGUAGCAUGGACCACUGGAGGUUGGUGGCAGCUUUAAUUGGGGAGGACGGGCCCUGGUCAGAAGUAGCAUGGACCACAGGAGGUUGGUGGCAGCUUUAAUUGGGGAGGACGGGCCCUGGUCAUGGCUGGAGCGGAAUGGUAUCUAACAUGUGAUUGUGUUUGAUGCCGUUAUGAGCCGUCCUCCCCUCAGCAGCCUCCACUGGUAUGGGCCCUGGUCAACAGGAGUGCACUAUAUAGGAAAUAGGGUGUUAUUGCAGGUGCCUCCUUUGCUUCUCCAGUGAUGGGGUGGAUCUUUCCAGGUGUGAACUUGAAUUGCAAUCAAUCAGGACCCAAACAAAGGAAGCUGUUCCUACGAUUUGUAGCUGUGUGCAGUAUGUUGACUAGGGUCAUGUUCAUUUGGCACAAAACGUUAGAAAGCACUCACAACGAGGGAGUUGGAGGUACUAUCUGUACGAAUCCAAUAAAACACUUAUCUUCUGUUGCAAAACGUUUUGCUACAGUGCGCCUCAGUGAACAUGACCCAGGUUUGUGUGUAUAUACACCUCACUUCAGGAAAAAAGAGCAACAUUUUGCUCUAGCGAACCCAGAUAAGAAAAUGCAAAAGAAAAACAGGACUUUAUUCACCAACAUCCUAAAACCAGCUGGACGUUGGAAUGUAGUAAUCAAGGAGUCAUAGAAAAUGUUUUCUAUUUAAAAGAAUAAAGAUGUUUUGUACUAUUACCA